Molecule: messenger RNA, 4707 nt
Organism: Pseudophryne corroboree (corroboree frog)
Lineage: Eukaryota; Metazoa; Chordata; Amphibia; Anura; Myobatrachidae
Product: kelch-like protein 23
Exons: 3
Coding region: 1251-2858 (535 amino acids)
Molecular function (GO): protein binding
Source: RefSeq, a predicted model, not a curated record
ACUUCACAAUGUUAUUGAUUGGCUUUGCUUUAUGGUGACCUCUUUUAAUUACUAUUAAGCUUUUACUAGAUUAAUUUUAAUUUUGCUUUUUAUACUGAUUUGUGUGAUGAAGGGUUAAAGUGGAAAUAAAUCGCAUGCUGGAAUCAGACCAGUGUAACAGAUGACAUAAUCUAUGGAGCUAGAACGGGACUCUGCUAACAAACAAGAUCCACUCAGAAGUGGACUUGCUCCGUGUGGUAACAACUGCAACGUGUAAAUUAUAGGAUUGUUGCUUACAGCAAGAGAGACCGCCUCCAAAAACAUGAAUGAGAUCUUGGCACCUAGUUUAGUUUUAAUGUUUUGAAAAGUGAGAUCUGAAUACAGAUCGUUAGAAAUAAUCUUACAUAAGAAUACGUUUGCUGGGUUAUAUAGUGAUUCUUAUUUAAGGUACAUGGAAAAAGAGCAGCACAAACAGCAAUAAGACGGUUUCACAGUGGUUCCACUAUUAAGCAGAAAUUCUAACAUUUUGCUGGAUGCAAUUUGAAAUUCUUUAAACUUGAUAUAGUUUUGUACAAGUAUGUGAGGAAAUGUUUUUUUUAAGGCCUAAGUGGAGGUGGGCCCUCCCCCAUAAUUUGACGAGGGAAUUGCAUUGCUGCAUGAAGGACAGGUGCAGAAGUUACAGAAAAGCUGGCUAUUUUUGGAACAGCUGAGCAUUCAGUAUUUUUAAGUCAGUCUUCACACGUCUGCAGUAUUAACAAGUCACUUUGCGUUUUGAGUAAAGAAACUACCUUGCUUCAAAAAGAAAAUGGAACAUGCAGUAGAGGAAAUUCUCACCAUGUUGGACAUACUGCUGUGUAGUUAAGUAGUGAGUGCUGUGUGAAUGUUUGGCCAUAGAUUACUUAAACAGUAGCGACAUUACAGUUUCUUCAUUUACACCUCAAAACUAUAGUGGCCUUUAAGGUCUUUCCCUUUGUAGCAAUGUCCUAAAUCUUUAUUUGCAUUUUGUACUGUAGUUUACACUCCUAAAAACUUCGAGCCUGAAAAUACUGAGUGACUGAGAAUUACUAUAGUUUAAGUUGCUGCUUAUUUUAUGCAAGGCAGAGUGUGUUGUUUUUUUUUUUUUGUUUUGUUUUUUCGUUUUUUUCUUACCCCAUAGUAUCUAUAUUAGUAAUUAUGGCUGUUAAUGUUUUUGGUAUUUAACAAUAAAAAAAAGUAUAUACUUAAAGUGCAGACUAGUAUAACAAUUGUAAGUGUCCAAAAGUCUUUUAGAAAUGGAGCCAUUAAAUGAAAUAAUUCUUGAAGUUGAACAAACACUGUUCAAUGUGGAAAAAUCUGUCCUUGCUGCUGAAAGUGGCUAUUUUCAAGUAAUGUUUUAUGGGGCCUUCAAAGAAAGUGCUUUGCAUCACAUCCGCCUGCGUGGGGUAAAAAAGGAAUGUUUUCGGACUCUUUUGGACUUCAUAAAAAGUGGAACUAUUGAAUUAAACCAGACUAAUGUGACAGAGCUCCUGGAAACUGCAGACUUCUUGGACCUACGACAAGCCAAGCAGUUCUGUGUUGGGUUCUUAGUACAGGAAUUAAGAGUCUCCAACUGCUUGGGUAUGAUGUCCUACUCUCGGCAUUAUGGUUGUACAGAUCUGUAUGAGUCUGCUUUUCAUGUUGCGGUCACGCACUUUCCAGAGCUUAUAAAUGAAAAUGAAUUUGGUCAAUUGGAUAAGGAAACUCUAGAGGAGUUGCUGCAAAGUAAUGAUCUGCAUGUCACUAGUGAAGACCUUGUGUUUAAUGCUGUCAUGAAGUGGAUCAUGGUGGACUCUACAAGAGAGAAGAACUUUGAAGAUUUAGUGGCACGGGUGAGACCUGCAUUUCUAAGCCUCUCCUUUCUCGAUGUUCUAGUCAAGCGAAGUCAAAGGUCAAAAGAGCAGGAUACAUAUUACAGACUCUUACAAAUAUUAAACACAAACCCACCUAAGACUUGGCGUUCCAUGGAUGAGUUUAUGUCAACCAGCAGGACAUAUGAGACGCUAUAUGUGCUUGGCGGCAAGCAUGAGAAAGAACAAGAACUGCACAUGUAUCUACCAAAGACCUCUACAUGGAGGACCUGCUCCCCUUUGCAGCGUAAUAACCUCACUCAGUAUGCAGUGACCACAGUAGGCAACCUGGUGAUUGUGACUGGGGGAUAUUUCCGUGGGGAUUUUGUGUGGUAUAGCAUAGACUGUGUUCUCAUUUACAACUCCUCCAAUAACUGUUGGACAGAUGGACCACCUAUGAAGAUGUCCCGGAACUGCCACUGUGCUGUGGGACUUGGCCUCCAUCUGUAUGUUAUGGGCGGGAGCACAGAUGAAGGUGUUAUUGCAGAUGUGGAGAUGCUGGAUUUAGCAGAGAUGGCGUGGGAAAGUCGCAAUCCUCUCAUUAGACCAACUGAAAGAGCAGCUGCUGCUAGUGCUGAUACUAAGCUUUAUGUUAUAUGUGGCCGUGAUGAGAACGGCGAGGUGUACAGCGGGGUACAGAGACUGAACACGGAGACUGAUGUGUGGGAUGUAAUCACUUACUCUCCUAUGCCCAGGUAUGAUCUCUGUGCUACAGUGCUUAAUGGAGUUCUAUAUACCAUUGGAGGGAAGGCUCUACGCUAUGACUUUUGCACUGGAAAAUGGUCAGUAAUUGAAGAGGAAUGCCUCAACCACAAGUUCUUUAUGGGGUGCUGUUCUGCCAAUGGGCGAAUUUAUGUCCUGGGUCAGAGAAGAGCUGGGGUAACUCAUGAUAUUCCCAGUUUUGUUCUGUAUGACCCAUACCUGGACAUCUGCCAAGUAGAAGAUGACAAGCUCCCCUGUCCACUGCCCAUCAGAGGCUGUGUGGCCAUGAGACGCUAUGAUGUUUGGUCCUGACAUCGACAAAUACACAGAUGACAUGCAUGUAAAGCAUUUGCAAAGGACUAGUUAGAAUUACUAUGUAUGUUCCUGACAAAUGCAGCUGUAAUUUGUUUGUUGCACCUAGUUCUAAUCACUUUAGUCAGUCUAUUCUACUAAAGUAGUAACAUGGUCCCUGGAGGAGGCAUGGCAAGCUGUCUUGGGCUUUCCUCCUUGGAUCAAUCCUACUUAGCACACAUGAAUGUAUAUAAAUGUGCCAAAAUCAAUUAGACUUUCUAGAGACCUGAUUACAUAUCUCAGCUAAUUAUGUCCCUCCGUGACUUUACAGCAAUAUGGGAGCUAAUGAGGUGUAAGAAAGUUUGUGUACACAGUUUGCUUAUAGUUAAUAGGAUUGUGUAAUUAUACUGCCCAUGUAUAUACGGUUUGAGGGAUAAAGGAACACUUUGUACCCUGUCAUGCCAUGUCAGAGAUGUGGGGACUGCCAGUUUGUUAGAUAACGUGUUUGUAUAUUUUCUUAAUUUCACCUUUCCCAACGUUUGCUGUGCACAAAAUUUAUUUACAGAGAAACACAUUUUUUUUUAAUGUGUUUCUGUGGAGGGAACAUACAAUGUGAGUUUAUGUUGAUACAUUUGUCUAAAAAACAAAACAAAAAACCCUUGUAAUUAAAAGUGUAAAUCAAUGUCUACAUGCUGAUAUAUAGUUAUAUAACCAUGGUCUUCAAUUGCCGUGUUAUAUUGUAUAAAAUCCUGCAAUUUAGUGUUUUUCAAAAAUAAUUUUGGAAACGGCAGAUAAGGGAAGUCUCCCACAUCUAAUGUUUCUCUUCCGUGACCGGCCAAUGUAAAUGAAACAUCUAUAAGGCUGAUUAAACAACCAUUGGAUCAUUGGUCAGGGACAUUCUACAGGCCCCAAUGUGCUCACUGGUGAUAAAUGGAGACUCAGCCCAAUAAUGGCCACACUCUGAGUGUAAAUGCUGCUGGCUACGGGGUCAUUGGAGCUGUUCCAUACCUGUUUACAUGCCUGUACUAGCAUCACACGUUUUAGCAAAACUAUUUAUUCGGACACCAGUAAGAGGCAGACGUGGACAUUUUGGAAUGCAGCUCUAGUUAUUGAGGCAGGUGCAGUAUUGUACAUAUGCAUGUUAGUGGAGAGAAUCAUGCGCAUAUUCCGGUAUUCUAGAUCCCAGCUUACACAAGUACUGUAUGUGUGAUGCAGCUGGCAGAGUACUAUGCAUUUUAAUCACAUCUGCACUUGCAAUAGAGGAGGCUGUAAUGGGGCGCCCUGAAUAUAGGCAGAGUUCAGGUUCAGUGAGUCUGUGCUGAUAGAACUGUGGUUAAUGCAGAUAUGGACAGAAGUGGAGAUACACUCAGUUGUAUCAUUAACACCUAAUAUAGGUUAGUGCAAGUACGCCCUGAUGAUGACGAGUAGCAAACCAAGUGUACACAUAGGGAGCGGGUGCACAGCAAAGCAUGCACGGAGUGGCCAGGCCAAGAGCUGCGUCGUGGAUGCAGUUUCCUUGGCCUCACAAGGCCACCUGCAACGGCAAGCCUGAGUAAACCGAUGAUCGCGAUGAUCACCACUGCACCACAGAUAUGCACCUCCUCCUGUAUUUACAUUGCAAAGGACUGCAAUUGUAAUCCUUUCUGAAUUAAGACCUUAGUUCUCUCAAAAAGUAUGUAAAUGUCACCUGUAGUGACUUCCACAGAUUUGUAUUAUUCAGUUGCAGGUUUCCGCGUGUCAUGGCAGUUUCACACUGGUGGAAAUUUGUGAUGUGGAUUAAAUAGAAAAUUGCUUUAUUCAAGAGAUGGAUAAUCUUUAGUGAGAUGUGUAUAAACAUGAAAUGCUCCCCACCACCCAAUCAUAUACUGUC